Molecule: messenger RNA, 3712 nt
Organism: Lemur catta (Ring-tailed lemur)
Lineage: Eukaryota; Metazoa; Chordata; Mammalia; Primates; Lemuridae
Gene: NCLN
Product: nicalin
Exons: 15
Coding region: 418-2109 (563 amino acids)
Biological process (GO): regulation of signal transduction
Cellular component (GO): endoplasmic reticulum membrane
Source: RefSeq, a predicted model, not a curated record
UUACGUCCUGCCCCCGCCUUUCGUCCCCUUCCUCCCACGCAACACACACCAAAGACGCAAUUUGAGAAAAUUCUACUGCAGAAUAGUCUUUUAAAGCCUCUGUGAUUUGUGACUUGUAGUUUAUGUGAAACUUUCGCAGUGUUAGCCAGACAGCCCUUCGCGGGCGGUCCUACAACUCCCAGAGGGCUCCGCGCGCGUACGCCGAGCGGACUGCAACUCCCAUGAGGCAGCGCGGCUGGAGUGGGCUGUCCGCGGCGGUGCCCGCAGGACCGGGGGGCGGGCGCGGGCUGCCCGGCGCGGCGCCCGAAGAACCCCGGCAGCUACCCAUGCCGAGGUGAAUCCGUUGGAGCCGCCGUCGCUGCAGUCGUCGCCGUCCGGUUCCCGCUGCCGCCCCGCGGGGCCUCGCCGCCGGCCAGGAUGCUGGAGGAAGCAGGCGAGGUGCUGGAGAACAUGCUGAAGGCGUCGUGCCUGCCACUCGGCUUCAUCGUCUUCCUGCCCGCCGUGCUGCUGCUGGUGGCGCCGCCGCUGCCCGCGGCCGACGCGGCGCACGAGUUCACGGUGUAUCGCAUGCAGCAGUACGACCUGCAGGGCCAGCCCUACGGCACGCGGAACGCCGUGCUGAACACAGAGGCGCGCACGAUGGACGCGGAUGUGCUGAGCCGCCGCUGCGUCCUCAUGCGGCUGCUGGACUUCUCCUACGAGCAGUACCAGAAGGCGCUGCGGCAGUCGGCAGGCGCCGUGGUCAUCAUCCUGCCGCGGGCCGUGGCGGCCGUGCCCCAGGACGUCGUCCGGCAAUUCAUGGAGAUCGAGCCUGAGAUGUUGGCCAUGGAGACCGUCGUCCCCGUGUACUUUGCCGUGGAAGACGAGGCCCUGCUCUCCAUCUAUGAGCAGACCCAGGCCGCCUCUGCCUCCCAGGGCUCCGCCUCUGCCGCUGAAGUGCUGCUGCACACGGCCACCGCCAACGGCUUCCAGAUGGUCACCAGUGGGGUGCAGAGCAAGGCCGUGAGCGACUGGCUGAUCACCAGCGUGGAGGGCCGGCUGACAGGGCUGGGCGGAGAGGACCUUCCCACCAUCGUCAUCGUCGCCCACUAUGACGCCUUCGGAGUGGCCCCAUGGCUGUCGCUGGGCGCGGACUCCAACGGGAGCGGGGUCUCUGUGCUGCUGGAGCUGGCGCGCCUCUUCUCCAGGCUCUACACCUACAAGCGCACCCACGCGGCGUACAACCUCCUGUUCUUUGCUUCUGGGGGGGGCAAGUUCAACUACCAGGGGACCAAGCGCUGGCUGGAAGACAACCUGGACCACACAGACUCCAGCCUGUUGCAGGACAAUGUGGCCUUCGUCCUGUGCCUGGACACGGUGGGCCGCGGGAACAGCCUGCACUUGCACGUGUCGAAGCCGCCGCGUGAGGGCACCCUGCAGCACGCCUUCCUGCGGGAGCUGGAGACAGUGGCGGCGCACCAGUUCCCCGAGGUGCGCUUCUCCAUGGUGCACAAGAAGAUCAACCUGGCGGAGGAUGUGCUGGCCUGGGAGCACGAGCGCUUCGCCAUCCGCCGGCUGCCUGCUUUCACCCUGUCCCACCUGCAGAGCCACCGCGAUGGCCAGCGCAGCAGCAUCAUGGACGUGCGGUCCCGGGUGGAUUCUAAAACCCUGACCCGCAACACGAGGAUCAUCGCGGAGGCCCUGACGCGUGUCAUCUACAACCUGACGGAGAAGGGGACCCCCCCGGACAUGCCGGUGUUCACGGAGCAGAUGCAGAUCCAGCAGGAGCAGCUGGACUCCGUCAUGGACUGGCUGACCAACCAGCCCCGGGCGGCCCAGCUGGUGGACAAGGACAGCACGUUCCUGAGCACACUGGAGCACUACCUGAGCCGCUACCUGAAGGACGUGCGGCAGCACCAUGUGAAGGCGGACAAGCGGGACCCAGAGUUCGUCUUCUACGACCAGCUGAAGCAGGUGAUGAAUGCGUACAGGGUCAAGCCGGCCAUCUUUGACCUGCUCCUGGCCGUGUGCAUUGGCGCCUACCUCGGGAUGGCCUACACGGCCGUGCAGCACUUCAGCCUCCUCUACAAGACGGUUCAGAGGCUGCUCGUGAAGGCCAAGACACAGUGACGCCCCCGCAGCCCCCGCCUGUCUGCCUGUGCCCUCCUUGCCGCUCCCUGCCCGCCGGCCACGCACGAGUGAGCGGACGCUCCCCGCUGCCUCCGCCGCCCCGGCGGGACAGGGGCCCACGUCCCCCUCACCGGCGAAACACAAUUACAGGGGUCCUCCGUGUUGCUCUGUAGGACUGGGGGUUCUUUCUUUUUGUCUUGUCUUUGAACUUCCUUGGAGGAGAACUUGCUCACAGUCCCGGGGCCAGGCCAUGGACUUGGGGACGAGCCGCGGACGAGCCCCCAGCCCCGGAGCCGGGCUUCGCUCCGUGUGAGCAAACGUGCACCACUGCAGGGGACACGCCGGACACGGCCCGCCCACCCACAGCCUCUGCCGUCCCUCCUGCCACGGCAACGACAUGGGGAUGGCCCCGGACCUGCCCUCCCUGGCUGUGCACGCGCGCCGGUGACCUGGUGGCUUGGAUGCAGCUGUUUGUCUCUCGGCCCUCUGGUCUGAGGGGCGGCACCAGCCUCUGAGGUCCCGGGUUCCGGCCGCACUCCCCGCACCCCCGGCCCCCGCUUCUCCAACCCCGGCCUCGGGGUCUGACCACAGACCAGUGUGGUGGUGACUGUUGUGGAGCCUGUCCCUGCCUGCCGGCCGCGUGCCUGUCCUGUGACGUGCCGGUGGCUGCACCCAGGCUGUGUCCUCUGCACCCCGUGUGGGGCUCCCAGCUGCCUGCCCCGGCCGGGCCCAAACCGUGAGCUAGUUCCCCGCGUGUCCCGGGCCCUCCACGCUUCCCCAUGACCGGCCGGCCUGCCCUGGGGCUCGGGGCACUGGCAGUGCGGGGGACUCAGGUGGGCCCCGGGGACAGAGGAGGCUCCUGCCCCUCCCCGCACUGGCUCCCUGCCCUGGGCCUGGGCCUCCUGUCCCUGGAGAGGACGUGUUCUAGGGCAGCUAGUGCCUCCGUGUGACCCCUUGGCCCCCUGGGAGCCGUUGACUGAGCCCUUAACCCUACAAACCAGGCACCACGGAGGGCGUGAGCCCCUCCAGGGGUCGGGGGAAGGAGGCCGGAACUGACCUCAGGGAGACCAAGGUGUGUCUGUUCAUUAGCAAUAUAAUCUGUGAUGUGUUUGCCAAGGGGGGCUCUGGGGGCUGCAGAAGAGCGGAGGGGGUCCCGCCUGGCUGCCUGCUGAGGUCUCAGCCGCCCGGAGGUGUUUGAUCCCAGGGGGCCACGGAAGUCUGCCGGGUGGGGCCUGGGGCCUGGGGCUCUGGCUUCGGCCAUCAGUUCCUUGGCCCAGCACCCUAAGGGACCUGUGGCUUGAAGGGGCGAGAGGACGGCCCUCCACCCCGUCCACCAUGCCAGGUGCCUGCCUCCCCCAGAAACUGCUCACUGGGCCCCGUCAGCCCCGCUCACCGCUGGCACUUGUGCUCUGCGCCAGACGCUGAUUCAGGCUGCCGCCUCCAUGUCACUGGGGAAGGACGGGAUGCACUCGAGUGCCACAAGGGGGGCCUCUGUCUGGGUGUCACUGAGCUGCCCGGGCAGGUGAUCGGGCCAUCCGAGCUCAGGCUGUUGUGGGAUGGCAGCCGGCCAGUGAGAAAAUAAAGCCAUAUUGAAUGAUCGUCA